UUUAUUAAUUAUUACUAUGUCGUGUUUCGUUAUAAGACAAAAAUAUAUAUCGUAAUUUACGAUAUAAAUGUGUUGUACUUUACCAGUGUCGUUGCGUUUGCGUACACCGCACGUGCACAAUUUUUUUACCACGCGUGUGCCUACAUUAUAAUAAUAUUGUUUUAGUAGUCGCGAAGUCUAUUACAAGUAAAGCAUAACGUAUCGACGAGUCGAUGUAAAACAACGAUUUCGAGCGUACCGAUGACAUCAAAAUUCUACUAUCAAUUAUUAUUAUUAUUAUUAUGACGUGAUUUCGGUCAACGGUCAAAAAUAUCUAUCGUACUACUACAGCGCCGCACGUUAGGUAACUAUAUUAUAAUAAUAUAUUAUUCGUAAUAUUUCUGUUUCGCUGUUGCGGUCGGCACAACGCUACGUAGACGCGUCGUCAGUGUUUGCGCAGGAGGACGUCCACAGUUUUCACCGGCGAUUAAUUUCCAUUGUGACUGCUUAAACGUUUUACGAUAACGGAUCAUCAUCGUAUAUGAUAUCGUGUGUGGACGCAGUUAAUAAGUAAACAGACGAAGAGGACACGUGCCGCGAAACGAAAUAAUUCCAUCGUCUCAAGAACGAACGCGUUAGAUGUGUUGUGGGUGUCCACGCACACCACCAACAUUGUCGUCUGCAGCGUGCCACAGCGACGAUGACCGUUUACUCAACUGUACCGGUAACGACAGUGACAGCGGUACCGGAAACGCGGUAACAGAAACGUCUGCCGGCAUUUUGCACUCGUGCGAAGAAUUGAUACCGUGCGCGCGCGCGCGAGCACUGGCAAAGGUGGUCGAGUUGGGCGAUGAUACGCGUCCGGCGGCGUGUGCCGAAAGCCCGUGGCCAAUGAUCGCCGUCGUGACCCGUGACGACCACGGUAGUCGUAGAAGUGAUAUUAUGACCACAACCGCAGCGACAGUAGCGACGGCGGCGGCGGGAGCGGCGGCUUGGCAGGUCACCACUCGGUCCUCUGGUUCGCCCGCGGCAGUCUGCAAGAUGCGCUCGUCCGCCACGGUGACGACAACCGUCACCACCGUCGCCGUCAGGCUGACGGCCGUACUGUUGCUGUUGAUGGCGUCCGCUCGCCCAGCCACCGCCCUCGGACAGCUACAGGGACAGUACAACGGCCCGUAUCCGGAAAUAUGCCCCAGUGAUAUAUAUUGUCACGGCGAACUUCUUGAUGAUAUACAAAUGCAACAGCUGUAUGCAGACUCCAAAACUUUCGUAGAUAAAAAAUUACGUCGGAGCGAAGCUGAAAUCAUAAAAUCGUAUAGAGAAUUAAAAUUACGAAAUAAUGGUCGAGUACCUACUCGUGCUGUACUUACCAAGUUUGUUGAAGAAAACUUUAGUGAUGACCCGUUAGUCGAAUGGGUGCCACCUGACUUUGUUGAAAUUCCCACUGUCAGUACUUAUGUACAGGAUCAAAAUUACAAGAAUUGGAUCUUACAACUAAAUCAAAUUUGGAAAAGAUUGGCACGGAAGGUAGAUGAGGACGUUAAAGUGAACCCCGAUCGACAUUCAUCUAUUUAUUUGCCAAACGGAUUCUUCAUAGCUGGUGGCAGAUUCACCGAACUUUAUUAUUGGGAUUCGUAUUGGAUCAUAAGAGGAGCAAUACUGUGUGACAUGAAAGACACUGCCAGAGGAAUUAUACAAAACUUCCUUUACUUGGUUCAUCGCUUUGGUUAUGUACCGAAUGGAAGUAGAAUUUACUAUUUAAUGAGAUCUCAACCACCGCUCCUCAUCCAAAUGGCUGCAUCAUAUUAUACGUAUACAGAUGACUUAGAUUUUAUCAAGAAAAACAUACAAUAUCUGGAAGCGGAAUUCAAUUUUUGGAUGACAAACCGAACAAUACAAGUUAAAAAGGCAGGUAAUACCUACGUAAUGGGACAGUACAACACACAUACCCGAGGACCUCGACCUGAAUCCUAUUAUCAGGAUAAAACCUUAGCUAUGCCCUACUCCAGCUUAGACGAUAAAAAUGAGUUAUAUUCAAGAUUAAAAGCUGCCGCAGAAACUGGUUGGGAUUUUUCGUCUAAACAUUACAACAAUUUUGGUCAAAACACUGGAGAUUUGUCAAAUACAGAUCCUCAAAAUUUUAUUUACGUUGAGUUAAAUGCAAUAUUACAAGCUAAUGCUGUUGUUCUUGCUCAAUUUUUUAAAUUACUAGGUAAUCAAGCUAAAUUUAAAUAUUACGAUGACAUUGGUCAACGAUUUCAGAUUGGAAUAAACGCGUUACUGUGGAACGAAGAAGAAGGUAUUUGGUUAGAUUAUGACUUAACCACUAAACUGAGUCGUAAGUAUUUCUAUACGUCCAAUUUUGCACCAUUGUGGACUGGUAGUUAUGAAAGAAAACUUAGAACGUAUUAUGGUAAACGAGCAUUGGACUAUUUGAUAGUUAAUGGUGUUAUCAAUCAAGAUGGAACUCCAAAACUAAUCUGUGUGCCAACAUCGAAUAUAAACUCUACUCAACAAUGGGACUAUCCCAAUUGCUGGCCUCCACUUCAAGCUAUGGUAAUCCAAGGUUUAGAUCGCACUAACUACAAACCUGCCCAGACCGUUGCAAUUAACUUGGCCAAGUCGUGGAUAAACACUAAUUACGUCGGAUACAUUACCAGUGGCACCAUGUUUGAAAAGUAUAGUGCACUUGAAGUGGGUACAACCGGCGGGGGUGGCGAAUACACGCCUCAAACAGGUUUUGGAUGGACUAACGGUAUAGUGUUCGAACUUUUCCGGAGAUGGGGACACCUAUUUCGAUCUACUUAAAUACCAUACUACCGAACCGACUAUGUAUUCAUAUUGUAUUAUAUUAUAAAUCUAAUAUUUUUGUAUUAUUUUAACACUUAUGUUUUAAAUUAAAUCGACAAUGCAGUAUAUUAUGGAGAUAUUUGUACAGCAUAUCCAUUUGCAUUAUUGUAUAUAAUUAUAAUAUUGUAUAUUAUACAUAUAUUAUGUAUGACAUUCGUUUAAUAAAUUAUGAUAUUCUUAUGGAA
Aphis gossypii (cotton aphid) is the source of this 3014-nucleotide messenger RNA. Its product is annotated as trehalase-like. Gene Ontology annotation, biological process: trehalose catabolic process. The coding region runs from base 619 to 2787 and encodes 722 amino acids. NCBI's taxonomy places the organism in Eukaryota, Metazoa, Arthropoda, Insecta, Hemiptera, Aphididae. Gene Ontology annotation, molecular function: alpha,alpha-trehalase activity. The transcript has 11 exons. The record is from RefSeq and is a predicted model, not a curated record.